Molecule: messenger RNA, 3012 nt
Organism: Boeremia exigua
Lineage: Eukaryota; Fungi; Ascomycota; Dothideomycetes; Pleosporales; Didymellaceae
Exons: 2
Coding region: 323-2818 (831 amino acids)
Biological process (GO): mRNA splicing, via spliceosome
Cellular component (GO): cytoplasmic stress granule
Molecular function (GO): mRNA binding
Source: RefSeq, a predicted model, not a curated record
CUCGACCUUGCAUCUGGGACUGUCGACGCCUGCUUGGACUGGAUACAUUGAGCAGCUGUUGGAUCCCUUUGACCUUCGAUUCGGCACAGCCCAUCUUGUAUUAAGUACCCACUUGCCAUUGUGCUUUGGAUAUUGUCUUGCACGCAUUGACGCACUAGCUUCCGCUCCGCAUCCUUCGCGACCACCUUGCAACCGGUUGCACGUUCACCUUCAGCAUACAUAUUUUGCCGUCCGGUCCAUCGAGUCCUGGACGCAGUAAUACAUCGUCACCACGGCUGUACUAUCUCACAAUCCGCGGGACAGCUUCGGUCUGCCACCGCAUAUGCUUGGAAUGCAAAACGAGGGAACAUCUUCAACACCCACUGGACCUCGUCUGCAGUCUAGCUUCCACAGGCAGAUGAACGGCGGCAUGAACGGCAAUAUGAACGGCAUGAACGGAGGCCACCAUGGCUUCUCGCAUGGAGCCUUCGCUACCAACCAGCCGGGCUAUGCCGACAGGCACCCGGAGAGGUCGAACAACAUGUCGAUCAAUACCGGAAGGCUGAACCCGAGCAACCAGAACGCUGUCGAUAUGCAGACGCCUGGCACUGGCUAUGACAUGAACUUCACGCCUUUGUUGCCUUCGCAGCUCCUUCUGGGCAGCCCCUUUCAGCCCGGCUCUCCUUCGGCUUUCGCUUCUCCCCAGUUCCAGAGCUUUGGCAAUUUCGCUGCGCAGAACCAGCAGCAAAACAACCAUUCUAACCACAUGGGGAGCCCCUUGCAGCAGCCCCUCUCACCCCUGUACCAGGGCCUAGUCUCCCCCACGAGUCUCAAUGGACCCGGGUUCUUCAACGGACCCCAGUCGCCUACUGGGUUCUCUAGCUUCGGUGCUCAAGGUCUUGGUGGAUUCGGUUCGUCUAUGCCAAUUGCCCCUGGUCUCGUCUCUGGCACGAGCAGGACCGUCUACUUGGGCAACAUUCCCCCGGAGACCUCCGCGGAGGAGAUCCUUGGCCACGUCAGAAGUGGACAGAUCGAGUCCGUCAGGCUGUUGCCCGACAAGAACUGCGCAUUCAUUUCUUUCCUCGAUAGCAGCUCUGCCACUCACUUCCACUCAGACGCAAUCUUGAAAAAGUUGUCGAUCCGUGGCCAGGACAUCAAAAUCGGAUGGGGUAAGCCCUCUCAGGUCCCGACAUCGGUUGCCCUUGCUGUACAACAGUCGGGGGCUUCCCGCAACGUCUACCUUGGCAACCUGCCUGAGGAUGUCUCCGAGGAUGAGUUGCGUGAGGAUCUGAGCAAGUUCGGUCCUAUUGAUACCGUCAAGAUCGUGCGUGAGAAGGCCAUUGGUUUCGUCCACUUCCUCUCGAUCGGCAACGCUAUCAAGGCCGUCGCCCAGCUCCCUCAAGAGCCCAAGUGGCAGGCACCCCGCCGUGUCUACUAUGGCAAGGACCGAUGCGCAUACGUUUCCAAGACCCAGCAGCAGAACGCUGCGCAGUACCUUGGUAUUGCUCCUGGUUACGCCCACGUUCUCAACGGCGCGGACCGUGACAUGAUCUCCAAUGCUCUUGCUCAGCAGUCUGUCGCCGCCGCAGCUGUUGCGACGUCCGCCGGUGGUGUAAACAACCUCGGCAACCGUACUGUGUACUUGGGCAACAUUCACCCUGAGACUACCAUUGAGGAGAUCUGCAACGUUGUCCGUGGCGGUCUUCUGCACCACAUUAGGUACAUUCCUGACAAGCACAUCUGCUUCGUGACUUUCAUCGAUCCCACUUCUGCCGCGUCGUUCUACGCGCUCAGCAAUCUUCAGGGUCUGAUGAUUCACAACCGCCGCCUGAAAAUUGGCUGGGGUAAGCACUCUGGUGCGCUACCGCCUGCGAUCGCUCUGGCUGUCAGCGGUGGAGCCUCGCGUAACGUGUACAUUGGCAACCUCGACGAAUCCUGGACUGAGGACCGCCUCAGGCAGGACUUCUCCGAGUACGGCGAGAUCGAGCUUGUAAACACACUUCGCGAGAAGAGCUGUGCGUUCGUCAACUUCACCAACAUCGCCAACGCCAUCAAGGCUAUCGAGGCCAUCCGUGGCCGCGAGGAGUACAAGCGGUUCAAGGUCAACUUUGGCAAGGACCGAUGUGGCAACCCUCCCCGCCAGAUGAACAACCAGGCUCAGGCUCAGGCCCAGCAAGCCGGUAGCGACGGCCUUCAGUCACCGUCGCCCAUCAACGGCCUCCAGCCCAACCGUGGCGUCGGCCCGUCUGUUUCUCCCACAGGAUCUGGUGCUCCUGGCUCGGGCGUUAGCACGAAUGGCCAGUACCCAUCCCAGGCGCCUGCCCCGGCCAACAUCCUGAACAGCGGCGGCAACAACCCGUUGAUGAUGUAUCUUCAGGCCCAGCAGCAGCAACAACAGCAAGCCGAGGCCAGCAUUCAGCAACAGCAACAGCAGCAGCAGCAGCAGUACCAGUCUCCUCAAGCUGCUUUCUACGGCGCUGACCUGAACACGCCCUCGCAGCCUCACCACUCGCACACGUCGCACAACAGCACUUCGAGCUUCAGCCUGAUCAACGGCACAUCGAACGGCGGCGGCAGCGGUGCCACCACGGUGGGCGGUCUUCUUGCGCCUUCCAACCUCAACGCUCGUGCCCAGCACUCCCGUGCCGUGAGCCUUCCGGUCUUCACGCAAGGCCCCUUCAACCAGCCCAUGACAAGCCAAGCAACCCAGCAAAACUCGUUUGGUAGCCUGAGCUCUGGCAUUGGCGGCUUUGGCAGCGGCAAUGGCGGUUACGGACUUGCCAUCCAGGGUGAUGGCGGUCUGAGCGGAUGGGCUGAGGAAGAGGUUGGUGCUCAGUGAGCGCUGGAUGUGCAAGCAAAACAGGUCGACCCCGCCUUUGGAUAGACCUUCAACUCUUCUCUUAUAUCCGAUUUCUUUGCAUUUUGAACUAGGGAAUGGAAGGCGUCUCACGUAUGGAUCCGAUCCGAUCUGAUGUCGCGUAAAUUGUUGUAAUCUGAACGUUGCUUUACCCUUAAUUGCAUUUUCACCGCUCU